Messenger RNA from Blastomyces gilchristii SLH14081, 975 nucleotides. RefSeq lists its product as uncharacterized. The record is from RefSeq and is a predicted model, not a curated record. The transcript has 3 exons. The coding region runs from base 263 to 568 and encodes 101 amino acids. Lineage: Eukaryota; Fungi; Ascomycota; Eurotiomycetes; Onygenales; Ajellomycetaceae.
CACACCUUCAUCCGUGGCCCAAGGCCCUGAGAUUAGGCAACAAUGCACGCCGGAAUAUCUAUCUUGCUUCAUUGGCCGAUCACCACUUGGUCCUUGUUCGAUGUGCUGGCAUCGGAGCGUUGGAAGAAGAGGGGUAAUAGUUCUCCUUUCUUAACAAAAUGGUUUUGAUCUCCUACUCUCAUUGAAUCAUUUUCUACAAGAGCUCCAAAACCGAGAUUCAAAGUGAUCUUAGAGAAAAGAGAUUCCUGCAAGAGUCAACGAAAUGGCCUCCCAAAAUAAGUCCCUAUCCGAUGAUAUCAACGACGAACUUAAAGCAAAGCUUGAGGAGCAACAGCAGCUUCAACAAAAGGCACUUGAGCUGGAAGAGUUUAUUGAAUCUCUGGAAGCCCAGAUCCCUGAGCUGAAGUUACUUUCCUCCAGCGCCCGAAAAUCACGGGGCCUGCGUGAUAUCGGGGAAACUAUGACUCCCGAACAGGAAAUAAGAAAGUAUCAGGCAGAAUUGCAAGCAAUCAAUGAAAAGAUUGUUGCAUUGCAGCAUGCUACCGUGUUGCUAUCGCAGGGAAAUUGAAGAAAAUCAGCAACAGUGACCAGGGUAACCAAGACGGAAGGGAGCCAAUAACAUUUGCGAUGUCGGAUUGUCGCCAUUGAUGGAUACUUGCAAGAUUACGGAUCUGGGACGUGAAUUUCGGCUUCUUUGGUUUGUCUGGUUGGCGACCUGGCAUAGGGUAAGAUUCAAUUGGCUCUAGCCCUGCCAGUGCUAGUUCUUCCUUGAAAGCCUCAAGCUCAGACAUUGUUUUCUUCAAAGCCUCCACUUGUGGCUUCCGCAGAUUAAGGUUAAAGAAGUUUUCCACUCGCUGCUUGCUGUCCUCUCCAUAAAAUUCUUGGUCCAAUAGAUUCCAGUACACGUUCCCAAAAUAGCAGGGUUUCAAGAGUGCGUAUGCAAUAAACAUGUUCCCCCACAGUAGAUUCUCUGAC